Molecule: messenger RNA, 6461 nt
Organism: Egretta garzetta (little egret)
Lineage: Eukaryota; Metazoa; Chordata; Aves; Pelecaniformes; Ardeidae
Gene: DCUN1D5
Product: defective in cullin neddylation 1 domain containing 5
Exons: 7
Coding region: 2357-2863 (168 amino acids)
Biological process (GO): protein neddylation; positive regulation of ubiquitin-protein transferase activity
Cellular component (GO): ubiquitin ligase complex
Molecular function (GO): cullin family protein binding; ubiquitin-like protein binding; ubiquitin conjugating enzyme binding
Source: RefSeq, a predicted model, not a curated record
CGGCUCUCCGCAGUUUAAGGUUGCCGGUGCUCCAAGUGGCUACGUUAAAUCGUCUCUUUUUUGUUUUGCAGUGGAAUGGAAGGAGAGGUCAGCAUACUCCAAAACAAAAUCAGGAAAGGUUUUUAUAAUAAAUAGAGGAAUCUGAAGCAUCUUUUUCGUUCGCUACCAUAAAAAGCCCGCUUAUGCCGUAAUACCAAAAAAAUUACCAUUAGAAUGACAAACCAUUAGUAUGGCAUAGCAGGAGCUUCCAGUGUGGCUUCCCUAAAGUAACCGUCUGCCUUCUUCAUCUAUUAGCACUUGUGAAGUAUGUCAGUAAACCCUUAGUUACGACAAACGUCCUGAGGACAUAAGAACACAAAGGACUUACGAAAUCAGCGCUACGGGAAUGGCUAUUGCAAGAAACUGUGGCAUAUGGCUUUUCUCAUAGGCUGACCAAGCUUGAACUCAGAAGUACCCAGGCUUUUAUUUUGUUAUGACUGUUCAUUUUGGCUAACUGUUCCAGAGCCCACUUUCUGCAGUCAUUUUUUUUUUGUUUCAGUCUAAAUUUAUUCAUAGCCAGUUAAUAACCAUUCUCGUGCCUGCAUUAUCCUUUAUAUAACACUCCUUCCUCGUGGUUUUGCCUCAUAGGGUAUUUGGAGUGAGCACUUGUGUUUCCUCAUACUUUAUUUUCUUAAGUUAAACAAGCUAAAUUCUUCUGGUUUAUAAUACCGAUUUUCGGUUUCCUUGCUGAUCAUAGCUCUUCUCUGCAUCUGUUCCAGUUUCAAUUCAUCUUUCUUGAAUGCUGCUGACCAAAAUUUUAUGAUAUCAAUUCAUUUUACUUCAAAAAAAAAAAAUCUUUUGAAAGCUUCUUAAAAAAGAAAAGUAGCUAGUAGCCAUUGGGCAAAAACUAUGAUGUAAAUCAGAGUUCAUACUAGGUGAUCACAGGAUUUUAGAUAUAUGAGUGUUUCUGACAUAGCAUUCUUAUGCAGCAAUAUAUUGGUAAUAUUCUUUAAUAAAACCCUUGAUUACAAAUGGAUAUAUGUUAAACUGGAUAAAAGCAACAAGCAGUAGCAUACUGUAUGGCUCUGUUUCUUUCUGGUGACUUGUGUUUUUAAUGGCAGUUGAAUGGGUGUUUGUCUGUAGUACCUCUUAAAUUCUGGCUUUCAGCACCCAAGGCUUCAUCUUGGAGAGCGUUGCUUUCUUUUCCAGUGAAGCUUAAAGCAAUACAUGGGAGCUGAAGUUGUUCACCACCUCUCAGAACUGAACUAUUCUUCUCCUGCUUGACGUUUUCAUUUUAACAUUGCAAUGGAGGAGCUGCAUAAUUUUAAAUCCUCUCAUGCAAUUAACUUUUACCUCAUUCUUAGAAAUAAUCUUAGCUUGUUCUAAAAGUCUGUAACUUGUAUUUGAAAGGAGUGUGCAUUGGAAAGGUGCUGCAGCUCCUUACUGACUAAAGAUGCUUUCAUGCGGUCUGUUUUUACUGGAAGAAAUUGGUUAUUCUGUGCGUUCUUGUAAAGAAUUGAAAAAAAAAAAAAAAAAAGAAAAUUCACUUCACUUCCUAGGCAAACUGGGUCGUGUGUCGCAUAAUGAAGACAAUGUAGGGGGGAAGCUGUGUGUGCUGAGCAGUUUUAGUCUUACCAUAGAUUGCAUAUUACUAUUCUGGUAUGUGUACCAAACAUCUAUAGAAUUUAUAGAUAUUUAGUUACAUAUUUAAUGUAAACAAAUUGACCGAGUUUUCUUCCUGAAUUUGGAUGCUUAACUAUAAAUAGCCUGACUUUUAAAUAUGUCAAACUCUGCAGCUCCUGUUGACCUAAAUGGGAUCUGUGCAUAUUCAGCACUCUUGAAGAUCAUGCUGCUUAUUAGAGACCUAACUUUAAAUGCCCGUGUGUAUAAAUAUAAGUAGAUGAUAAGGCGUUUGAAUUACCCAGUAGUGAUAUUUUGACCAUCUGUGGGGGGGUUUUUUUGCUUAAUACCUACAAGAUAACUGUGCUUUCUAAUUUCAGAAAAAGUAGUAGUUGCAAUAAACUGGUCUAUGAGAGGGUUGUAGUUCAAGGCAGUUUUAUGUUCUGACAAGUGUUGAAAUAGGAUGACAGACAGUUGCCCUUUAACAAAUUCAGCUUCACUGUUGAUGUAUAUUGACUUCAUGAAACAGUUUAAAUAGUUUGAACUAAUAAUAAACAACUUUUAUUUAAUUUAGUUUUAAAUUAUUUCCCAUUUCUCAUAUUAAAAUAACGCUUAUCAUCCUUGUGUUUCUAUAAGCUAUUGCAGAUCACAAGCAUCUGGUAAAGUAAUAAGUGGAGAGGAACAUUUUUCAAGCAAAAAGUGCCUGGCUUGGUUUUAUGAAUAUGCAGGUCCUGAUGAAGUUGUGGGGCCCGAAGGAAUGGAGAAGUUCUGUGAAGACAUUGGUGUUGAGCCUGAAAAUAUUAUUAUGUUAGUUUUAGCCUGGAAACUAGAGGCUGAAAGCAUGGGAUUUUUUACCAAGGAAGAAUGGUUAAAAGGAAUGACCUCAUUACAGUGUGAUUGUACAGAAAAAUUACAGAGUAAAUUUGACUUCUUGCGGUCACAAUUGAAUGACAUUUCAUCCUUUAAGAAUAUCUACAGAUAUGCCUUUGAUUUUGCAAGGGAUAAAGACCAGCGAAGUCUUGAUAUUGAUACUGCAAAAUCCAUGUUAGCUCUUCUGCUUGGAAGAACUUGGCCACUGUUUUCAGUAUUUUAUCAAUACCUGGAGCAAUCGAAGUAUAGAGUUAUGAACAAGGAUCAGUGGUACAAUGUGCUAGAGUUCAGCAGAACUGUCCAUGCAGAUCUUAGCAACUAUGAUGAAGAUGGUGCAUGGCCUGUACUUCUGGAUGAAUUUGUUGAAUGGCAAAAAGUUCGUCAAGCAUCAUAGCAAGAAUUCAAAAGAAAAUGCAAAAGUUUUUUUGGUGCCCGCCUGUACACAAACUAAUGAGAAAAACAAAGGAUUGCAUUUUCAUUCUUAAGAAAGACUUUGCAGUAAUUUUUUUCCUUUUUUAAGGAAAUUUUCUUGUUACACGUGAUAUGGGCAUUGAACCACACCUCUUCUGAGACUGAAAGUUGGAGUUCUUGUUUUGAGUCUUAUGUUUAUAGCAUUUAUUUCAGAACAAUAAAGAUAAAGAUUUGUGACAAAGGCCUACAAGUGAAGAAAGUCCCUUGAAUGUGAGUGUGGUGUCUAUUUUUAAAACCAAAUCUUUAAGAUUAUCUUUCUCAGAAGUGCCCUUUGCUGUGAAUUUUUGAAGACCUUAAAAAUGCUUAACUGGCACUGUUGCUUGCUGAUGGUGUGAUUGUCUUGUGUGACAAACAUUAGAUUGAAUGACUGAUUUUUGGAGCCCUGGGUGGGAGUGUGCUAAUUUGUGUAUUAUGUAUUGGUCAUGGGUUGUGCCACUGUUUUCAGCUCCUUGUGGAGAUAAAGGCCUUAAAUGUUUUUGGGUUUUUUUCCCCCCCUUUUUUUUGUUCAGUACCCACCCAGUGUCAUGGCAUUUAAUAGCAGGCCCUUUUAAAGCAGAAAGGUGUAGAGCAUUUCAGCAGAACGGCCCAAAACUAGUUGCCUGUACUUCAGAUGGUGAACACAGAUACUCUUUGGUACAAGCAAGAGAGCUUCAAAUUUUUAUUACAAUUUAGACUUUGAAUUGCUUUGUAUGAAAAGUGCAAUUUAUAUUUUAAAAGGGAAAGCUGGAAAGACUUGGUUUCAAGCUUUGCUUCUUAUGUGUCUUAGACUGGAAGCAUUCACAACAUGACUUUUUUUUAUCUCCCUGGAUGCUCUUCAUGAUGUAAGUCAAGAAGAGACUAUUAAAUCACCUACCUUUGACCUAUGUGUAAAAGGCCAUUAAUUUUUACCCUGUACUCCAUGUAUUGAGUCCUGUAACUACUGUGAUUGCCCUUUUAGGCACUCAGUAUUCGUGGCAACCUUUAAAUGCAGAAGUUUGUCACUCUACCUUCCUGCCCAGGAGGCCCAAUGCCACCCUUGAGAAGGAAAGGGAUUUUAAUGAGUAAAUGCGAGAAACCAAAACAGAAUGAGAGAGUGAAGCAUUUGUAACUUCUACUUUAUUAUAUAAAUAUAUUAUGUAGACUGUGAUAAUGCCAUGAGACUCAGCCAGUGAUCAAGGCCUCAUUGUGCCAAAUAUUUCAACAGCUUGAAAUAAGAAUAGACAAUGUAAGCUAGGCAUGACUUGAAGAUCUUUGCCUCAGGGAAAUGACUUCUGUUUUGCACAUCCCUUUUUCAGACUAACAAGCGUGAGUUUUCCUAUCUUUAAGGAAAGCUUUAUUCCCAAGAUGAAUUUUUUUUUUUUUCCACAAGGAGGGGGGAAAAAAAAAGGGAAAGAUGUGAGGAGAAAUAAUAAGUGGGGCAAACUAGUAGUGUGUCCCUGUGCUCUUGUUCUACUUGAGGGGACCACUCUUGCAACUUACUCUCCAGACCUGCUUGCUGUGGGCCGCAGGAAGCAAUGCGGUGGUGGUCCAUGGGCUGUUCUGGAAGUCCCCUGAUAGUGCAGUUGAACCUUAGAAGCUUGGUUCUGCCCAAGCAAAAAAAAGAAUGGGCAGGGGAGGACAUAUGGGCACAACCAGCAGUUGAGAUACUUGGAAGAUCUCUACUUGUACGGUGGCUAGUGUCUGUGUGCAUGCAAACACACGCACUACAGCUGUUCUAAAUAUUUUUCCACCUUUAAGGGAAGUACUUAAUUUCAGAGCUCAUGUAGGCUACAGCAGUUCUCUUCAGUGUUUUACAAGUUGUCCAUUUGCACUGCUGAUGGUUGUGAUUUCACUCAUAACCGAGUGCCUUUCAUUUGGAAAUUGCCCUGCCCCACAGAAAGUUAGUGCCAGAAUGAGAUUAACGUCAAGAGUCCCAAGAUCUACUGGUAGAGUAAGGUCCUAAGAUGCACAGAUGAACAUGCACCAAUUAACACAUCAAGGAAAGUACUGCUGUAUACUAACUCUCUGCAGGGGCACUGCUUCUGAAAUUACUUUCUCAAAUUCACCAUAAUGACUCUCCUUACUUAGUAUGUUUAGUCCCCAUUGUAACUGGGAAAUUCUCUUUCCAGAAGUUUUGAAAUACCAUUUGGAAGACAAAUAUUUUAUAGCGUGAUUAAAAAAAAAAAAAAAAUCAUCUUUUUUGGAUGACUGCGAACUGUUGUGAAUUCAAUUUAAACCAGUUGGUUUAAGCCACCUAGAGGAUGGUAUUCGAGUCUUAACAGCAGGAGUGAUUCAUCUGCCAAUCCAAGGUGGUCAAGUAUUUACCGUCACGGUGUAAGACACUGUGAUGUACCAUUUGUAUCUCUGUUAAGGUUUUAUCAGUAUUCCUGUAAUAAAUCCAUGUUUCAGGGAUUUAUAACUUGGUUGUGUGUGUGAUUGAAAAUCAUCAGUUACUGUAAAACUUUGACUGGGAAUGAAUGUAUUUAAACUACUUAAAAUCAAUAUAGUUUUUCAAAUCUGAAUAAAAUAGGACUUUAAGUUAUGUUUUUGUGCUCAAAACUGCAAUCGGAUUUAUUGUUUAAAUGUGAACUAAUGGCUUGUACAGUUUCAUUGUGAGCUGAUCACGCUUAUUAGCUGUCUUUUAUUAAAUCACCUUACAGCUUACUAUGGAUAAGUGCCAAAAGCUCUUUAUUUAUUUUAUUUUUUUAAUUUUUUGCAUGUCCACAAGCCAAAACUGAGUUCAGCUAAAUGCUUUCUUUAGUGUUUGAACUUAAUUUUCCUUUGCUCAGGUGCAUUUCAGUCUAUUGAAUUAAAAAAAAAAAAAGGUGACACCUUAUUUUUCAGUAUUCUAAGAUGAAAGUUCACAGGUGAAAUAUGCUGCCAUAGUUCUGGCAAAUAAUAAAAUCGAAGCUGAAAUGUCUUCCAAAAUCACAGUGGUGUCUAUCUUGAUGUUUUAAACUUCACUUCAAUUUCACUUUCAUUUGUUGAUAUUAAUUCUUCCUAACAUAACUAUUUAUUUUUUUUUAGUUUUCUUAGACAGCUAGCAGCUUUGGUUUUUAAAUCCGAAAAUGCCCACCUCUUCAUGGAAAAAGCCAUACUGGUAGAUUGGAAUGUAAUAUUUCUCCUAUGUAAAAAUGUGAUCUUGAAUUAAACAGUCAUGUAUGUUUACCUAUGUCUUCAACUGUAUAUGUAGUUUUGAUCCAAUUUAUAUUUACUGUUUAAACAUCUAAUUCUUUACUAAUGGCUGUAAUUUCACAUUUCUAUAUAGUGGAAUUUGAAUUUUGUGUUUGAGAUUACUUUGGUUAGAAGCUUGGUACCAAUCACGGGUGGCCCAACAGGGUACACUGUGGUCUGUAUUUCCAUUGUUAAGGUUUCUUUAUACUCUCAGAACCUUUGUGCUGAUAUAUUGAUACUGACUGCACAAAAAUUGGAAAAGGGACCAUAAGUUUAAUGUUUCCAUUGUUCAUUUUUUUUAAGCUAGUGAACAGUUCUUUCAAUGCGAUAUGUACAAACUUGUACAGGUUUAGCUUUGUUAAGUAUGAUGAAUAAAAUGGUAUGUAAUA